This is a messenger RNA of Lathyrus oleraceus (garden pea), 546 nucleotides long. RefSeq names its product secreted RxLR effector protein 161-like. The transcript has a single exon. Lineage: Eukaryota; Viridiplantae; Streptophyta; Magnoliopsida; Fabales; Fabaceae. The record is from RefSeq and is a predicted model, not a curated record. The coding region runs from base 1 to 546 and encodes 181 amino acids.
AUGUACUAUGAGAAGGGUAUCAUUUUUCAACAGCUGAAGUAUGAACUUGAACUUCUGAAGAGGUUCGAGCUGACAAAUUGCAAGACUACAAUCACACCUAUUGAAACAAAUCACAAGUUGGAUUCUGAUGUUGAAGGUGAUGAUGUAGAUCCUACAACUUUUAAACAUUUGGUUGGCUCAUUGAGAUAUCUCUAUAACACCAGACCAGGAAUCCGUUAUGAAGUUGGAAUGGUAAAUAGGUUUAUGAGCAAACAAAAGUGGUCACAUUACCAAGCUGUUAUCAUGAUUCUGAGGUAUAUUAAGGGGACUCUGAAGUAUGGAGUGUUAUUCUCUUCUGGUGUUAAGUCUGAAUCAGAACUGGUGUGCUAUUCAGAUUAUGAUUGGUGUGGAGACAAAGUUGACAGAAGAAGUACUUCUGGAUAUUUCUUCAAGUGUCUGGGAGGUCUUAUCUCUUGGUGCUCCAAGAAGCAACUAGUGGUUGCAUUCUCAACCUAUGAAGCUGAGUACAUUGCAGGUGCUUUGUUUGUGUGUGAAGUUGAUGAUUAA